UCCGCUCAGGGACUGUGUGUCCGCCCCUAGUCCGUCCCCCGCUGCAGGUCGCGCUGUCGCUGUCGCCGCUGUCUCUUUAUUUCGCUCGAUCUGGUCUCCAUGGCGGCCAAGCGAAAGCAGGAGGAGAAGCACCUGAAGCUGCUGCGGGACAUGACAACGCUGCAGCACAAUAGGAAGUGCUUCGACUGCGAUCAGAGAGGCCCGACCUAUGUCAACAUGACUAUCGGCUCCUUCGUCUGCACCUCCUGCAGCGGAAUCCUACGAGGGUUGAAUCCUCCACAUAGAGUCAAGUCAAUCUCCAUGACCACAUUCACACAACAAGAAAUCGAGUUUCUUCAAAAACACGGUAAUGAGGUCUGUAAACAGAUUUGGCUGGGAUUGUACGAUGAAAGAUCAUCUAUUUAUCCAGAUUUCAGAGAUCCGCAGAAAGUCAAAGAUUUCCUGCAGGAAAAAUACGAGAAGAAGAGAUGGUUUGUGCCAGCUGAACGGGCCUGGGCAGUAGCAGCAGCCCAUGCUUCUAUUUCAGGGUCCUCUGCCAGCAGUGCAAGUAGCACACCCGAAGUGAAACCAGGAAAGUCACUUCUCUAUGAAACCACACAUUUGAGCAAAGGAACACCAACCCAAUCUCCAGCAGUAAGUCGCUCUCAAGGAUCUCAACAGGAGAAGAAAGUGGCUUCAUUUGAUCUUCUUACUGAUCUUGGAGGGGAUAUUUUUGCUACUCCUCAAUCUGCACCUCCUUACUUUGCAAAUUUCACACAUUUUAACAGUCACUCAGGUAAGAUGGUAUUCACUGUGUCUCUAUGUUCUAUUUGCAUUGUUUAUACGUAUUGAUUGAAAGGUUUUUUAUACACAAUUCUUUGGACUGAGAAGAUUGCAAAAUGAUUGGAAGAUUAAUCUUUUUUACCACUUGAUAUAAGUAAGGGCAAUGCUUAAUUGCGUAUAAUGAUUAUUCAGAAAGUUGAAAUAAUGUAUAUAGCUUUGUAAAUGAUAUCUGAAGAUAACUUGAGCUAGCACAGUGUAAAAGUUGGAACAUUUAAUUUGAACCUCUUCUCACAGGCGAUAAGCACUGCUUAUUUGUAGAAAAGCUGGUGGUAUGCUCUCUAGAAUGUUGUUUAUAAGUCAUUUGGUCUGUAAGAGUAGCUCACAUCAAGUUACCUCAACUCUAGAGCACGAAAGCAGGUCAUAUGAGUUCCUCUCACUGUCUUCAUCAACAGACCUUUUUUUUUAUCCAUCAUGAAUUUAUCUAGCUCUUGGCAAUUCCAGUUUUGACCACCAAAUUUAGUGAUCUGGCUAGGGACCAGAACCAUUUGUUUAAAAGUUGACAAAGUGAGAGAUUCCUGGUACUUAGUAGGAAAGUAAAAUCACAAGUUUCAAUAACAAUAAACUUUAUUGUAUGAAGUCAGAAUAGCAAUACAAUCUGCUGUACAUGCAACUUCGGAGGUCAGUUAGCUCAGUUGGCUGGUUAGCAAUGGACAGAGCAUGGAUUCAAUUCCUGUACAGGCUGAGGUUACCUUGAAGGUCCCGCAUUCUCAACUUUCUUCACGUGAGGUGUGCCCUUUGGUCCUCUGGGAUUCUGACAGCAUAACUUUUUUUUAAAUUUGUUUCUUUGUUUUUCU
Messenger RNA from Rhincodon typus (whale shark), 1616 nucleotides. Its product is annotated as arf-GAP domain and FG repeat-containing protein 1-like. The transcript has 5 exons. The record is from RefSeq and is a predicted model, not a curated record. Lineage: Eukaryota; Metazoa; Chordata; Chondrichthyes; Orectolobiformes; Rhincodontidae. The coding region runs from base 100 to 831 and encodes 243 amino acids. Gene Ontology annotation, molecular function: GTPase activator activity.